Messenger RNA from Momordica charantia (bitter melon), 573 nucleotides. RefSeq lists its product as uncharacterized. The record is from RefSeq and is a predicted model, not a curated record. NCBI's taxonomy places the organism in Eukaryota, Viridiplantae, Streptophyta, Magnoliopsida, Cucurbitales, Cucurbitaceae.
AUGUCAACCGCGAAUACCCAGAGGCUAGGCCAGAGGGCUCCCUCAACAAUUUUGACGCAGGGAGGUAACAAGAGGGCUCGUGUCUUCGCACUUACCCGCAAGGAAGCGGCGGAUGCCGAAACCAUUGUCACAGGUAGGGUCUUAGUCCAUAAUGUGCCUACUUAUGCAUUGUUUGAUUCUAGGUCAAGUCACACUUUUAUUUCCACUGCGUUUGUUCGUCAGGCAACCCUCAAAAUAGAGCUGUUAGGGAUUUUGUUGUCAGUUUCUACGCCAUCAGGAACAGUUAUGAUUGCUAGUCAAAUGGUGAGAGCAGACAAGUUAUCCUUUGACAAUCAGACCCUAAAGGCAAGAUUGAUCCAGCUGGACAUACGGGAUUUUGACGUCAUAUUGGGCAUGGAUUGGCUAGCUACCAACCAAGCCAACAUUAACUGCCCAAGGAGGGAAGUCUCCUUCCAACUACCUUCGGGUCGGAGCUUUACGUUUAAAGGAGUUACGGGUGGAGUUCCAAAGGCAGUUUCGACAUUGAAGGCAAGGCGUCGCCUGGGGUUAUUUGGCCAGUGUCGUCGACACUAG